GCAGAAUUUGAACAGAGUCGCAGACGGCAAACGACGCUUGGACACAGAUAACAAUCUUUCAUUUGUUGUAUUGUGUUAAAAGAGACGUAUUUAGUUAAGGCAACACGGGUAAAAUUUUCGGUGGAACGUAACCAUGAGGAGGAGUGAAGUCCAUGCUGCAGAAUCUGUAGCAUGUCUGAAUCAAGCUCUGAACAGGUUGAAGGACAUCUGGGAAGAAAUAGGCAUUCCAGAGGACCAGCGACUACAGAGGACUGAUGUAGUCAAGAAACAUAUCAAAGGCUUGCUGGACAUGAUGAUCACUGAGGAGGACAGUUUAAGGAAGAGAUUGAUGAGCAGCAUAGAGUCCUGUCGCAAAGAGCUGGACGUUCUGUGCACUGAGCUUCAACUAUCCCCCUUUGAGGAGGACGAGGGGAGGACGAUGCUGCAGCUGGAGAAGGACAUUCGGUCACGGCUGGAGGUGAUGAUGAAACAGAAGAGUCAGAGAGUUAAGGAGCUGAAGACUCUGUACAAGCAGGACCGGGAGCUGUGUGACAUCAUGUGUUCAGUUCCCUUCUGUAUCGACAUGGACACUGUCCCUUCCCUGGAACAGCUGGACCGCUACCACUCCUACCUGAACGAUCUUACUAAAGAGAAGGAUCGUCGCCACGGUGAGUUUGUGGGUAUCAAGCGUCAGAUCAUUGUGUGUAUGGAGGAGCUGGACCAGUUGCCAGACACCAGCUUUGAGAGGGACGUGGUGUGUGAGGACGACGAGGCCUUCUGUCUGUCCAGCGACAACAUCGCAGCUCUCCAACUGCUGCUGGGACAGCUGGAGGAUCGCAAGACGGAGAACGAGCUAGUGUGUAGCUCCUACCGCACUAAGAUCCAGGAGCUGUGGGAGAGGCUGCAGGUGCCCCAGGAGGAGAGAGAUGGCAUGUCAGAACACAUGGUCAAGUCCAGGAAGAAGAACAUGGAUGCUUUACAAGCUGAGUGCCAUCGUCUGGAGCAGCUGAAGAUCAAGAACAUGAGGAAUGAGAUAGAAGACAUCAGGGCUGAGGUGGCUCUGUUCUGGGAGAGGUGUUACUACAGCCUGGAGCAGAGACAAGCCUUCACGCCCUACUAUGGUGAUGACUACACCGAGGAGAUGCUGAACCUACACCAGGAGGAGCUCCUGAGUCUGAAGAAGCACUACGAGAACCACAGGGAGCUGUUUGAAGGAGUAACCAGGUGGCAAGAAAGCUGGACUCUGUUCCUACAACUGGAGAGAAAGGCGACGGAUCCUUCUAGAUUUAACAACCGAGGAGGGAACCUUCUUAAAGAGGAGAAGCAGAGGGCUGACCUGCAGAAAAGCCUGCCAAAGUUGGAGAAGAGCCUGAAGACCCAGAUAGACCUAUGGGAGGAGGAGCAGUACAGAGAGUUCCUGGUUAACGGACAGCGGUUCCUCCAGUACGUUGAGGAGCAGUGGGAACUACUGCGGCUGGAGAAGGAGAGAGAGAAGAAUGAGAGACAACUGAAGAAGAACCAGCAGAUCGAACAAGACAUGCUAUAUGGUACUGCUCAACGAACCCCCUCCAAAAGACGCCUUGCAGAGACGCCUACGCCCGGCAAAGCAAGAAAGCUGAAUGCCACUAGCAGUAUCUCCAGUUCUACUCCUAACAGCACCUUACGCUCUGCCUUCGGAGGAACCAUGUGCCAGUCGCCAGUCCUCAGACCACCUAUGUCUGCCAGCAGGGUUCGUACAAACACAGUCCCCGGUCCUGCCAGCAUGAUUCCUCUGAGGACCCCUGGUCGUGUUGGAAGAACCCCCCGCACAGUGGAACGCAACAAGGAGAACAUGUCCCGUCUGAACGGCACGGUUCUGAGCGGUGUGUUAAGAACCCCUGCCUCACGCUGUAACAUCACCGUUAACUCUGUGGCCAGCACCUAUUCGGAAUUUUCGAAGGAUUUUGUCAACAUUGAAUCCACUGCCAUUACCAGCGAGAUCUCUCAAAAGCUUCCAAAUCUAACGUCAAGACAGGACAUCUGAACUCGACUGGCACUCGUCUCUGAGCUGAAGGAUCAGACGGAACCACACCUGUCCUUGAAUCAUUGGAGUUUCACGGUUUCUGUCCGGGUCCAUUUAUUUCUGCAUGUCCAGAUGAAGGAAAUCUUAACACCUACUGAAUGUAACUGCAAUGAUAUCAGAACAGAAACUUGCACUUCUCUCUGAGUCUCUCAGCUCAAAUGUUCUUCUAGCUCUGCUGAGGUUUCACUUGUUGUCAUCUCUGAGGGCUCUGAACUACUGCUGUGAUCCUGACUCCUCCAUCUCUCUGAGGGCUCUGAAUUACUGCCGAAAUCCUGAAUCCUCCAUCUCUCUGAGGGCUCUGAGCUACUGCCGUGAUCCUCCAUCUCUCUGAGGGCUCUGAACUACUGCCGUGAUCCUGACUCCUCCAUCUCUCUGAGGGCUCUGAAUUACUGCCGUGAUCAUGACUCCAUCUCUCUGAGGGCUCUGAAUUACUGCCGUGAUCCUCCAUCUCUCUGAGGGCUCUGAACUGGACUUUCUGGUCUUCCAGUUUUAUCACUGUUUAUUGUCUGUGUCCCAUUUCUACAUGGAGAUGUCAACACCUACUGAAUAUACUGAACUCUAAAAUACUCUACUCAUUUGUCAGAAGAUUUGAAUUAUAUUCUUCUCGAUUUUUAAGCUUCUCUGAUCUAUGAGCUGAAUGAAAUGUUGGGAGGACUUGCUAGACCUAUGGAAAAACAGUUUUCAUUAAACUUUUAACAUCCUCUCUAUAACACUCAAAUGAUAAAUUAUCCAUGUUGGUACUAGAGUACAUUUUUGUACUUCAUAUUCUUAUGGGGGCUUGUAGCAAAUUAUGAUCAUUCUGCCAUAUAAACAUUGGCUUUACACUACAGUUAAACAAUGAUAUUUUCAGUCACCUUUUCCAUUUUUGGGGGGGAGGGUACCGAUACAUAGUCAAAAAGCAAAGGCAUACUCCUUGACUGUUGGUGAUUUGCAAACCGUAAUUAAAUGUUUCCAAAUGA
Messenger RNA from Salvelinus namaycush (lake trout), 3000 nucleotides. RefSeq names its product protein regulator of cytokinesis 1-like. The record is from RefSeq and is a predicted model, not a curated record. Gene Ontology annotation, molecular function: microtubule binding. Gene Ontology annotation, cellular component: mitotic spindle midzone; spindle; cytoplasm. NCBI's taxonomy places the organism in Eukaryota, Metazoa, Chordata, Actinopteri, Salmoniformes, Salmonidae. The coding region runs from base 134 to 2002 and encodes 622 amino acids. Gene Ontology annotation, biological process: mitotic spindle midzone assembly; microtubule cytoskeleton organization. The transcript has 15 exons.